Zea mays is the source of this 2946-nucleotide messenger RNA. RefSeq lists its product as uncharacterized. The record is from RefSeq and is a predicted model, not a curated record. Lineage: Eukaryota; Viridiplantae; Streptophyta; Magnoliopsida; Poales; Poaceae. Bases 2194 to 2793 code for a protein of 199 amino acids. The transcript has 3 exons.
GGUUAGGUGAGAUUUUCCUUUGAGCGCCCGCUAACAGCGCACGCCCUCGGUAAAAGUCAUUCUGUGACUGAUCUACCCCUCCCUCCCUUCCUCCUCUUGCUCCUUUUUCACUCGUGCUGCUGCCCAUUUUCCCCAGUCCGUCCGCCACGGACGAACGAAGGUUCGGUCAGCGUGGACGUCCUUCCAACUCCCUGCUGCCAUGGAGGAAGGCGCAUCCCCCCACCGUGUAGCGCCCUGGUACCCCUGCAUUCCCUUCAUUCACUGAGUCCUGCAGUAGUAGUUGGUUGCGCCAUGGACGGAGAGGAUCGUGAGUCAGAGGAAUGGAGGUGCGCCGGCUUGGGGAUUGACAUACCAGGCGACCCCCCUGCUCAUAGGCCCCUUCUUCCACCUCCGGAUGCAUCAUUUGCAGAUGUAAGGUUAUGCCAUUUUGUUUAUGUAUAUUUCAUUUUGUUUGCAGUGAGUGACUAGUAUGUCGGUUUAGGGUUUACAAAUUGAUUGGGGCUCCAUAGAAAUUGAGGAAAUAUGGGAGGAAGAAGGAGCACAAGAGGUUGUGUCAGAGGCUGUCAUGUAUGACAAGUUGGGCUUAAUGGAUGAAGAUAAUCAGGAAUCGAAUGCGAGACAACAAGCUUUUAGUUGUAGACCAUGUCCAGUUCGCAACAGAAAUGAUGAUUCUGAUGAUGAAAUAGGUGCAUUACCCUACAAGGAUGCUAUACGAGGAGAGCGAAUAUUAGUUUGUAACCGAUCGAACCCUAUUAUGAAGGUUGGUAGUUUAUACAAGGAUAUGAAAGAAUUUAGACUGGCUAUAAGGCAAUACGCGAUUAACAAUGAGUUUGAGUUAGGAAUUGAGUCAAGCGCUCCAUUCAGAUAUCGUGGUUACUGUAAAGGUGGUGAUUGCCCUUGGAGAAUUAAUGCGAGACCCGAAGUUGCUGGUUCCCCCACUAUAGUUGUUUCAGUCAUUGUUGACCACCACACUUGCACUUCUAGUGGUCGAAGGAAGACCACAACACCAACCAGCUCAUGGGUUGCCUCCUUAGCGCUUCCCAUCCUUACCAACAAACCGCAUAUGGGAGCUAAAGAAUUGCAGACCCUAUUACAAGAGCAGCACAAUUGCAGUAUUGCUUAUGAUACCGUCUGGAAAGGGAAAGAAAAGGCCCUAACAGAGUUAUAUGGCAGCUGGGAGGAUAGCUUCAGACUAUUGUUUAGUUGGAAGGAAGCUGUAUUGGAGGUUAUGCCAGAUUCAAUGAUUGAGUUUGAUCUUGUAGUUGAGGCUGGGAAACUUUAUUUCAGUAGAUUCUUUUGUGCUUUCGGCCCUUGUCUGCAAGGAUUUCGUGAAGGUUGUAGGCCCUAUUUGAGUAUUGACUCAACUGCACUCAAUGGUAGAUGGAGUGGUCACUUACCCUCUGCUACUAGUGUUGACGGGCACAAUUGGAUGUUUCCAGUAGCAUUUGGUUUCUUUGAGUCUGAGACGAAAGGGAGUUGGGUUUGGUUCAUGAAACAGUUACAUAAGGCCAUUGGAGACCUUCCUCUACUAGCAAUUUGUUCAGAUGCUUGCAAAGGACUAACUGGAGCGGUGGAGGAAAUAUUCCCUAAUGCUGAGAAGAGAGAAUGCUUUCGCCAUCUAAUGCAAAAUUAUGUGAAGCAUUUCUCUGGUUCCAAACACAUGUAUCCUGCUGCACGGGCUUACAGAAGCACUGUCUUUGAGCACCAUUUUGCUAAUGUAAGGGAUGUGAUGGGAGUCAAGAACUGUCUAGAUGAGUGGCAUCCUUUGUUGUGGUAUAGAUGUGGUUUCAACCCAGCGAUAAGGUGUGAUUACAUAACAAAUAACAUUGCAGAGGUUUUCAACAACUGGGUGAAAGACUACAAAGAUCUUCCUGUUUGUGAACUGGCUGACAAGAUCAGAAGCAUGGUUAUGGACCUUUUUUUAGAAGAAGGAGGAUCGGGGAAAAAUUGGGUGGAAAGAUACUACCUGCAAUCCUAAAUGUCUUAAAGGCCAAAACAAGAGGGUUGGGUCAUUUGGCACUUCAAAAAGGUGAUCAUUACCAUGCCGAGGUGAGGGACACCACCAACAUUCAGUCUCGGCACAUUGUAAAGGCCGAACAGAGAUAUUGCUCAUGUCUGGAAUGGCAGCACACUGGGAAACCUUGUCAGCACGGUCUUGUGGUUAUAAUAGCGCAACAGUUGCGAGAUGUAGGAAUGGAGCAUUUCGUUGAUGAUUAUUUUUCAGUGGACAAAUUUAAAAAAGCUUAUGGUAGAAUGAUUGAGUCCCUGGGUGAUAAGUCCUUUUGGCCCAAAGUCAACCUAGCCGACGAAGUAGGGGCACCACUUGGGAAACGAUCUGUUGGUCGACAGAGAAAGAAUAGAAUUAAAAGUUGCCUUGAAGGUGGUAAAGGAAAGAAAAAAGUAUCUGGAAAUGAAAAUGAAAAUGAGAGAAAGAUACUAAGAGGAAAGAUAAAGUGCCCAAAUUGUGGUCAACUAGGUCAUCGGAAAGCAAGCCCAAAAUGCCCCCUUAAUGGAACUAAAAAGAGAAAACGAAAACCAAGGAUGAAUACCACAAAACAGUGGUUUCCCAAAGAAAACAUGGCUGGUCCUGGUGUCAACAUCCCUACUGCAGAGGCUGUUCCUAGUGUUGUUCCUGGUGUUGUUGCUGGUGCUGUUCCUAGUGUUGUUCCUGGUGUCAACACCCCAACUGCAGAAGCUGGCCUUUCAUCGCCUCCAAGAAAGAUUAGAAGAGUCGUACGCAAGAUUACACCGAAGAAGAAAGCCUCACUGCUGCUGCAGUUUGAAUCUGUCUAAUCUGUCUUGGACAGAUACAUACUAUUAAAGUGAUACAUACUAUUGCCUGACAGAUACAUACUAUUGCCUGACAGAUAGUGUAAUCUGUGUGAACAUGUGAACUUAUAUGUUUGAGUACCUGCAAUGGCAAGUGAUACAUACUAUUGCCUGACA